UUUCUUUUCUUUAUGACUUACACCCCUCUCCCUUUGCCUCAUUCCUUCUCUUCUCUCUCUCUCUAUAUCUAUUUCUCAACAACAAGUUAUUACCUCUUUGCACUUCAAUUAUAUAGAAUAAGUGUUAGGAUUUAUUCCAUUCUCUUCCUAUAAUAGGGUGGUGUGGAAGAAAUAAAGAGCUUUGUUUUUAUGUUGAUAGAAUUGGAAAAUCCCAAUUAAAGGGAUCAUGACAUGGUGCAAUGACUCAGAUGAUCAAGAUAGGGGCAUUGAACUAAUAACAUCUACUGUUAUUCCUGGAACUAGCAAUGAAAGUCCUCUUGUUACAGAUGAUGAAACAAAACCAACCGAAGUUCGAACUCUAACUUGCCCCUCAUGUGGCCAUAACAUUGAAUUUCAAGAUCAGGGUGGAAUCAAUGAACUGCCGGGUUUACCGGCAGGAGUGAAGUUUGAUCCGAAUGAUCAAGAGAUACUUCAGCAUUUGGAAGCAAAGGUUCUGUUUGAUGUGCCCAAACUUCAUCCUCUUAUUGAUGAGUUCAUACCAACACUUGAAGGAGAGAACGGAAUCUGUUAUACACAUCCAGAAAAGCUACCAGGUGUAAAAAAAGAUGGACAGAUCCGGCACUUUUUUCACAGGCCAUCUAAAGCAUACACAACAGGAACAAGGAAAAGAAGAAAGGUUCAAACUGAUGAAGAAGGAAGUGAAACAAGAUGGCACAAAACAGGGAAAACUAGACCAGUUAUUAUUGAUGGUGUUAUGAAAGGUUUCAAGAAGAUACUAGUCCUCUACACCAACUAUGGAAGGCAAAAGAAGCCUGAGAAGACCAAUUGGGUGAUGCAUCAAUACCACCUUGGUAGUAAUGAAGAAGAGAAAGAUGGUGAAUUAGUUGUUUCAAAGAAGAUACUAGAAUAUCUCUCGUCCAGUGAGCGACGAUUAGCUUGCAAUUCAGUAAUACGGUUCAUGUAUUCAUCAGUUAAUUUCUUCUUAUCGUUGAUGGCAUCCUCAUAGCGUUUGAUGUACUCAGACUUUUCACCUUCACUGGCUUCCAGCCGCUUGGUCAGUAAGGUCAUUUUAUCUUCAUUCAACCGACGUUGUAAAGCAAGAGAACUUUUUUCUGAUUCAACUUUAUCUAUUACCCUCUUGAAAAGGUCAAGCACAGGGCCUUCAAAACUAUUCAAAGAAACAUAAUUUUUUAGGAAAAAGAUGCAAAAAAGACCGGUUCCACUCCACUCAACCACAAAAAGAAACUUCACAGAAAAAUAUUUGAACAAACCUUUGCUGCAAGAAGACAGCAAGUUUUUUCCAUUUUCCAGGACCUUGAAUGGACUUUUCAUAUUCAGUUAAAAGAGCAUCAAGAACCUGCGUCGAAGAUAAAAUAUCCAACCUGGUCGUCAAUUCAACAAGGCCAUCUUGAUAUUUUUUUUUAUUUUUUUUUGCAAAAAAGAGCUCAUAAAAGAUUUAUUGAAAGAACAUGCAUGCUCUCUUGUUUUCCCCUUUCAGGUUUCAAACAAGAUAUUACAAUACAACCAACAAAAUGAAAGAAUGAAGGAAUGAAAAGAAUAAAUGCAUCACUUAAAAGCAACAUAUUACCUUUGCAACAUUAUCAACCCUAGCAUCAGAAGCAUUACAAGCAGCCCUCAGCCUCUUUUCCAUAGAAUGUAUGGCAUUUGAACACUGUAUAUCUGCCUCCAUGAAUGCAUUCCUUUUGUAAUCCUGUUAUUCAAUAUUAAGUAAUAUAUUAGCAAACAUAGCAUUUGCUGCAUUGCCUCACA
Medicago truncatula (barrel medic) is the source of this 1770-nucleotide messenger RNA. Its product is annotated as NAC domain-containing protein 73. Gene Ontology annotation, cellular component: nucleus. Gene Ontology annotation, biological process: regulation of DNA-templated transcription. The record is from RefSeq and is a predicted model, not a curated record. Gene Ontology annotation, molecular function: DNA-binding transcription factor activity; transcription cis-regulatory region binding. The coding region runs from base 227 to 1006 and encodes 259 amino acids. NCBI's taxonomy places the organism in Eukaryota, Viridiplantae, Streptophyta, Magnoliopsida, Fabales, Fabaceae. The transcript is spliced from 4 exons.